UAUGGGAGGUCUUUAACAGGUUGCAACAGUAUAUAAAAGUGUAAAGCAUAUCUCACUAUUCGGCAAAGUAAUAAACCUGAAAUGGCGAGAAUCAAUCAUCAGUUGGUAUUGGGCCUGGCAGUACUUAUGGUCACACAGUCCUAUUGUCUCUAUGCCACCGAUGCCUAUGUGUACAUGACAAAUCACCCCAGGUCUGUGGACCACUAUGUCUUUGUGCACAACGAGAUUGGUCCCGAGGCGAAGUCUACCAAUUAUGAAACCAGAUACAACGGAGAAAUCUGUUACAACCUAACAAACUAUGUCUUGGAAGAUAUGGGAACUUUGGGCAACCAGCAGUGGUUGGAAGUGACAUUUGGGGAGGAUUGCGUCUCAGGUAGGGUUAUCGUUGAGCACGUAGUGACGGCGGAGGAGCCUUUCAGCGUAUGUAAUAUUUACUGGUACAACAGGUACAUGUACUCUGGUGAUCCCGAGAGCCCGCCCACGUGUACCCCCGUCAUGUACCGCUAUCACGUGAUCUUUACCCUGUCAAAGGAUCCCAAGGAGAAUGUUAAGCAGAUGGUCGAAAAAUAUGUUGAGGACAACAACAUUGGAGGACUUUACAGAUAUGAUCCUUCUGAAUGUUAUAUCUAGUCUGAAAUGAGAAUGGGAUUACAGAAGAAAAUCAACUCUAGAUGCAUAGAAAAAUAAGAAAUAAGAAUUCCGCUUUUUUUCGCUUUCGAUUCUGAAUUGAUUUAACAUUGCGAAGCCACUUUAUUUUUUGGCUCUUCUAUUUGGGUUUUCUAUCGGUUAAUCAUAAGGAUGAUAAAUGUAUAUUUGCAUAUGUGUCAAUUAAUA
Magallana angulata is the source of this 834-nucleotide messenger RNA. RefSeq lists its product as uncharacterized. NCBI's taxonomy places the organism in Eukaryota, Metazoa, Mollusca, Bivalvia, Ostreida, Ostreidae. The record is from RefSeq and is a predicted model, not a curated record. Bases 82 to 630 code for a protein of 182 amino acids. The transcript is spliced from 5 exons.